Lentinula edodes (shiitake mushroom) is the source of this 1902-nucleotide messenger RNA. Its product is annotated as GMC oxidoreductase-domain-containing protein. Gene Ontology annotation, molecular function: oxidoreductase activity, acting on CH-OH group of donors; flavin adenine dinucleotide binding. Bases 1 to 1902 code for a protein of 633 amino acids. The record is from RefSeq and is a predicted model, not a curated record. The transcript has 19 exons. Lineage: Eukaryota; Fungi; Basidiomycota; Agaricomycetes; Agaricales; Omphalotaceae.
AUGCCUCUCUUCAGCUCGUACGACCUCAUUUUCGCUGGAGGUGGCACCGUUGCGUGCAUCAUCGCUGGUCGCCUUGCUCAAGCCGACCCUUCUUUGAAGAUUUUGAUCAUAGAAGCAGGCUCACAUAGCUUGAACUUGCAUCACCAUGUUCAGCCCGCGAGAUAUCUCAACAACCUUGUUCAAGGUCAUACGUUCACACACCAUAACAGUGUGCCGAGUGAAGCGCUUGGAGGAAGAUCUGUUUGUGUUCCUUCUGGGUGCUGUGUAGGUGGCGGGUCUGCUGUAAACUUUCUGAUGUAUACCCGUGCUCCUUCGUCUGAUUAUGAUGACUGGGAAAGACUGGGAAACCCUGGCUGGGGUUCGGAGUCGCUCAUCCCUUUGGCCAAAAAGGCAAUCCCUGCUGGAAGUCCAUUGGUGCACGGGUUCACAGGACCCAUCAAGGUCUCCCAUGGAGGACGCGACACAAAUAUCGGGAAAGAGUUUCUUGAGACCGCGGCGCAAUAUGAUGAGGACAGGAAAACUUCGCCCACUGCUGCUGAUAUCAACGAUUUUCAAACAAUCAAUGUAUAUGGGCCUUGGCAUAAAUAUAUCGACUCGCGUACAGGAAAACGUUCAGAUACCGCACAUCAUUUCGUUUACAACCUCCAAAACUUCAGCCUCGAGCCCAGUGAUAGCAGUAAUUUGCACGUCCUGACCAACCGGCGAGUUGUCAAGGUGAUUUUCAGAAACACUUGCGCAAUUGGUGUCGAAUACGUUACCCGUGAAGAUUUCAACGGAAAGUCACUAUCACAGCCUCGAAUUGCAUAUGCUUCCCGCUUGGUCGUACUUUCGAGUGGAGCUUUCGGGUCACCGGCAAUUUUGGAACGAUCUGGAAUUGGGGCCGCACGUCAUGUAGCUGAAGCAAAUGUUCAACAAAUCGUCGAUCUUCCAGGUGUCGGAGAGAAUUAUAACGAUCAUAACCUCUGCCUUACCUCGUACCUAGCUUCCGAAGACUCUGACUGUCUGGAUGGCAUAUUCAGUGGUGACGAAGAGGCUAUCAAACCACAUCUCAAAGAAUGGCAAGAAAAAGGUUCAGGGCUUUUGGCGCACAACUCCAUAGAUGCGGGAGUAAAACUGCGUCCCACAUCUGAAGAGCUUGAAGAGCUUGGGCCAUCCUUCAGACAACUAUGGAAGGACUUCUACGUCGGGGCACCGGACAAGCCGGUUGCGAUCUUAUUUAUGUUAUGCAGGGACCUGAAAAACGCCGGCACAUUGACUCCAUCGAAGACGUUUGGGAUGGCCUUUUACACAGCCUACCCGCAAGCGAUAGGAUACAGCCACAUCACUUCUGGAAUCAAUCCUUGGGCGCCUUUGAGGUUUGAUCCCAGGUAUUUGGUAGACCCGGCAGAUCUUGCAGUACUUCGCUGGUGCUACAAGCGCGGUCGCGAGCUUGCCCGCCGGAUGCGGUCGUUCAGGGGAGAAAUCCCUGCUGGACAACCUGAUUUUUGUUCAAGUCCUCCAAUCUCUGAUGCCAGUAUUAGCACUUCCCAAAGUGUGCUUGACGAAAGUACUGCCUCUGUAAAUCCUACUGCCUCUGGUCCAGUUCCCAUUGAUGCUCCGAAGAUUAUUUAUUCAAAAGAGGACGAUAGGGCGAUAGACGAUUACAUCAAAGCUACUGUGGGAACAACGUGGCAUUCACUUGGGACAUGUGCCAUGAAACCACGAGCAGCCGGGGGAGUCGUCGACUCUCGACUUAACGUGUAUGGGGUGGAGAAUCUGAAAGUGGCUGACUUGAGCAUUGUUCCAUUAAAUGUAGGAGCCAACACCAAUAAUACUGCACUCGUUAUUGGGGAAAAGGCCUUUCUCCUUAUUGCAGAAGAUCUAGGUAUAUCUCUUGAAAGUGAACAAUUCAGUAAACCAUAG